This is a messenger RNA of Rotaria socialis, 1314 nucleotides long. Lineage: Eukaryota; Metazoa; Rotifera; Eurotatoria; Philodinida; Philodinidae. The record is from the annotation of a GenBank genome assembly.
AUGCAUCUAAUAUAUGUGUCAUUAUCGAUUAUUUCAUUUACCUUGUCAUGUGUUCAAUGUGAUAUAACAAAUCUGGAUGAAUUCCUCAGCAUAUUUGAAACGAAUACGUCAGUUCAGUAUCCAGUUGGAUUUCUUUCAGCCGCUAAUUAUGAAGUUGUCAAACGGUAUCUUCCAACAAAUACUAAAAAUAUGUUUUUCGACAAGAAAAAUGAUAUGUUAAAAUGUGUUGAGAAUGAAACAAUUAUUGCUGGUGUUACCACAGGUGUAUUAGCGCAAGAUCUAGCACCAAACUAUCAUGUAUUCUCAUCAUUAAUUGUCUCCCCACAAGCAAUGCUUCUUGCGCCUGAUUAUAACAAUAUAACAUCACCUUAUGGACUAAAAAAUGAUUCUAGCAAUGAUCUAUUUGAUGCACUCAACGCUGCUAUCGCUGAUAUACAAAGAGAAGAUAAAGAUGAAACCUUACUCAGUAAAAAUAAUAAAACAAAUCAAAUUCGUGUUUUUACGUGCCUUCAAGAUACUCAACUACCUGUUCCAAACCGGAAUGAUACAACCGGUUUUCUACGUAAAAUAUUAUUUGAGACAAAAAAAUUAUUAAUCGGUGGUUUAGGACCAAUGGAUAUGGGAGGACAUGAUGGAGAUUAUAAUGUGAAUCCUCCUACCGGUUUUUUUCCUGAAUUACUUGACGCUAUUGUUAAAAAACUGGGCCAACUAAAAGGACCGGAUGGUUUCGUUUAUGGCGAAGGGAUCACUGUUAACCGGAUAUAUCAUAAAAACAUGACAUCACUAUUUCGAGCUUUACUCAAUGGAGAGAUUCACGCAACAGAUGUUUACAUACUGAUCAAUGCACAAUAUAAUGGUACAGGGGAAGUAUGUUCAAAUGAUACUGAAUGUCGAGCACGAGAGGUGUGUACAGAUGGUUUUUGUACACAUCCCGUGCGACCACGAUCAUUGCAUUUUCGUACAACAUGCACAACAACUAGUCGUGAUACAAAAUUUAUUACAAAAAAAGAUAGUAGUUUUCUAAGAAAUGAUACUAAAACAAAUGAAUCAUCAACUGAUACUUCUCAUCAAACACCAAAAACACGUUGGAUUGGUUUUAUUCUAUUGUUUGCUGCUCUUUUUGGUGCUAUAUUUCUUGGAUUACUUAUACUUGUACGGCGUAAAAAAUAUUAUCGUGUUGAACAUACAUUGCAAGGUGGUUUCGGUAAAUUUGCUCGGCUACAAGAAGAAUCUGAACCACCUAUGGAAAGCAUGGAUGCAUUUGAAGAUCAUGCUGUACAAUCACCCAGAGACAAUACUAAUUCGACAAGUUAA